UUGCCUCGCGACCAGCCCCGGGCGGGUGUGAUCAAUCGGCCCAGGUGGGAGCGGUGAUUGGCCGCGGGGCGCGCCCUCCAGAGAGGCCCUUGUAGGCGCCCGCUCCGGUGGGAGGGGCGCAGCGCCGUGUCUGCAGCCACAGUGGUCCGGUCCGCCCGCCCGCCCGCCGGCCCGCUGGUCCCUCCUGCGGCCUGCCUGCUGGGCAGGGCCGGCCCGGCCCAGCCAUGGAGUCCUACGACAUCAUCGCCAACCAGCCAGUGGUCAUCGACAAUGGUUCUGGGGUGAUCAAGGCUGGCUUUGCAGGAGACCAGAUUCCCAAAUACUGUUUCCCAAACUAUGUCGGGCGCCCUAAGCACAUGCGGGUGAUGGCUGGAGCCCUGGAAGGUGACAUCUUCAUUGGACCAAAAGCAGAGGAGCACCGGGGGCUGCUGACCCUGCGCUACCCCAUGGAGCACGGCGUGGUGCGGGACUGGAAUGACAUGGAGCGCAUCUGGCAGUAUGUCUACUCCAAGGACCAGCUGCAGACCUUCUCCGAGGAGCAUCCUGUUCUUCUAACGGAAGCCCCACUCAACCCGAGUAAGAACCGGGAAAAGGCAGCAGAGGUGUUCUUUGAGACCUUCAACGUGCCGGCCCUGUUUAUCUCCAUGCAGGCCGUACUCAGCCUGUAUGCAACAGGACGCACAACGGGAGUGGUUUUAGACUCGGGGGACGGGGUCACCCAUGCUGUCCCUAUCUACGAGGGCUUUGCCAUGCCGCAUUCCAUCAUGCGCGUGGACAUUGCUGGCCGAGAUGUCUCCCGCUAUCUCCGGCUGCUGCUGCGCAAGGAAGGCGUCGACUUUCACACCUCAGCUGAGUUUGAGGUUGUACGGACCAUCAAAGAGAGAGCCUGCUACCUGUCUAUCAACCCUCAAAAGGAUGAGGCUCUGGAGACAGAGAAGGUGCAGUACACCUUGCCAGAUGCAGCAUGCUUGAUGUUGGGGCCCGCGAGAUUCCGGGCUCCCGAGCUGCUGUUCCAGCCAGACCUGAUAGGGGAUGAGAGCGAGGGACUCCAUGAGGUGCUGGCCUUUGCCAUCCACAAGUCUGACCUGGACCUGCGCCGCACACUGUUCGCCAACAUCGUGCUUUCCGGUGGCUCCACGCUAUUCAAAGGCUUUGGUGACCUACUCAGUGAAGUGAAGAAGCUUGCCCCAAAGGAUGUCAAAAUCAAGAUCUCUGCACCUCAGGAACGGCUGUAUUCCACAUGGAUCGGUGGCUCCAUCCUGGCCUCACUAGACACUUUUAAGAAGAUGUGGGUCUCCAAGAAAGAGUACGAAGAAGAUGGCGCCCGUGCUAUUCAUCGCAAAACCUUCUAGUGCCCAAGGAGGGGGCAACGCUUGGGAGAAUGGGAGGAAAGGGGAGCCAGAGCCAUUAACCCCUUCUGGGCUGGGCUCACGCACCAGGCGUAGGGUCCCCUGCAUGCCCUGAACCCGGGCAGGUGGUGCAACAGUGCUUCCCUGCAGCACUGCCCUCCACACACACACGCAUGCACACACACACAUGCACCACAGACAUGGUAAUGUUAGCCGCAGGGUGGGCAUCUUGAAUGGAGCCCAGCCUUGGGUGGUUUCUGGUUGUCCCCCUUGGCAAGACCAAUUAGACCUACGGUUCCUGGCUCUAACCCUGAGGCUGCUUCCCUGAGCUCUAAGGCCAGACACCCAAAUGCCCUCAUUUCCUCUGACAGGGUCCCUCCCAGAGCCCGAGUGCCUGGAUGCCUGUGUAACUAGCUUUGGGGAGUGGGUUAGAGGAGGGGGCAGCCGGCAGCUCCCCACUGGUGUAUCAGUUUCUCAUGCCACCUCUUCCUGACCUGACAGGGUAGCACAAAGGGCCAGCCACUCCUGGGCAUCCCUGGACCUUCCACACUGUCCCCCGUCUUCCUGAGCAGAUGCCUUGGUGCAGGCUGAACAGUGGGCAGUCUGCCCUCCCCAGUGAGGGGUUCUGGCCCAGGGUUGGAGCCAGCACAGAGUGUGUGUGGGAGGGGGAGGGGGGGACUUUCAGACAGCCACAGUCUUUUGUGUUCUCCCCUUCAAAGCACUUCACUGACUUGCUGCUCCUUCUCCUUUACCCCAGUACCCUGGACAGGGGAGAGUUAAUGGUCUUCAUUUGUUGAGGAGGGGAAGCCACUUAAUCAGGAGUCAGACCCAGAGGGUUGAGGGGGCACAGUUCCUCUCCCAGAAGAUCUCGUUACCAUGGGCCAGGUCCCCCACCUCCCUCUCCCAGAUAUGUACAGUAAUUUUACCCAGUUGCCUGAAAAAAACUUUUUUGUAAAUCAUUAUAGUAAUAAUUAUGAACAAGGCCCAGUGUGUGGCUCUCUUUUCUUAUGGUUUUUAUGUUGUUGUUUGCUCACCCAUCCCUGGGACUUUGAAAGAAAGGACAGGCAAGAACGCAGCAUGGUACCAGCUCUGGCUCAGAGCGCCGAAGGUUUUAGUGGUUGCGGGGCAAUGUGGCGCAGGAGGCGGGCUCUCAGCCUGGUGCCAGAAUUCCUGAGGCCUAAUUACCCACUUGCUGCUAGUCUUCCACGAGCAGCAGAGGACAAAGCUGCUCUCCUCUGCCUUGUUCCUGGACAGGGCCUCCUGGCAGGUGGGGCCGGGCUUGGUGCCUUUGAGUCCUCACCUGUUGGAACACCUUUGCUGCCCCACUCACAGGUGGCUAAAGCUGAUGGACCCACACUAAUAGACUCAGAGUUCAGACAAGUGAGGAAGGAGAUAAGGGGAGAUGGCAAAGGCUGUCAAUGAGCUGGGCUCUGAAGGUAGAAGCUGAGGACAGAAAGGGCCAUGGAGGAGCAGUGAGAAGGAGACACCAGAGUGUCUGCCCUUUCCUUCCUUCAAGUAUUGAAAACCUACAGUAUACCCAGGAGGGUUCAUGUGUUUGUGGACAAUGGUAAACAUCUUUGCUCCCAAAAACAUACAGGUCAGGGGAGGAAGAACAGGCUAUUUCAGUAGCUGUGGGGCCCUAAAGGAGGGGCAGGCUUACUUGCAUGGGUCCAGAAGAGUUAACCAGGUAUGGGAGAUGAGGGUGUUCCUGGCAGAGGUAAGAGCUCAAGGAGACACCUGGGACUGGGACAGAAGGCACAGACCUGAGUGACACCAAGUCAGCCGGGAAGAGAAAGUGGUCUCUGGUUAGAAUGCAAGGGUACACCAAAAAGGUUAGGGGGCAAGGCCCGCACAUGAGGGCCUUGCCAAUUUUUGGCUAUAUACUGGGUGAUGGGCAGCCUGCUACAGAAGGGUGGCUGUCAUAACUGAGUGUUGAAGGUAACUGGAAUGAGUGGAGCUGAGGGAGAGCCCAGAACUGAGAUCAUACAGAAGGGGAGAGGUUACUCUGUCCAGCCUGUCUUCAUAGGGCAUUUUGUGAGCCUUUGUUUCAGAAAAGCAGUUAAGCCCAUAGCUGCCCUCAAGGGGGAAACAAAAUUACAGAGAACCUUGGGGUUCUGUUCUUGUACCACUUUCUCCCAACCAUCCAAGUUGGAGCCCUAUUAGUGUGGGUCCUCCCUCUUCCUUACCUCCCUCACAUUCUGUCACUCCCAAGUUCUUUGCUUCUGUAAUACCUUUCCUACCCAUCAUUUCUUUUCCAUGAGGGCCUCUACUACCCUGGCUCAAGAUCAUAGCUCCAUUUUCCCCACCAUUCAUUUGCUGUUGGGUCUAAAGCCCAGAUAACCUUGGUCUUGCCACUUCCUAAUCCAAAAUGUUAAAACAGUUCUCCACUGCCUGGUGAGAUCACCUUCGUGAACCACACAUUAUUGCAUUAAUUCAGGCCCUUUGGGAUCUGUCCUUUCCCUGUUUUAGGCUUCUGCAUCAUCAUGCCCUGCUUUGUCUGCCAGCUGCUACUCAUGCCAUUCCAUGCUAGGAAUGGCUUUCCCGUAUGUCAAAAUCCCAUCCUUUAAGCUAAGCACUAUGCAGCACCCUCCCUCCUCCCUCUGUUGGCAGGGAUGAUGUGGUUAGAGCUCUGGCCCCGCUGGGUUUCUCACUGCCGGAUCAAAGCUACAGGUGAGAAGCUGCUAAGGCUAGAACCUUAUGGUGUUGGGAUUGGGGAUAUGGACAGAACUAUUUUUGGUGCUGUUUCAUUAUUAUGGCAAAGUUCAAACUCACACCAAAGCAGAAA
This is a messenger RNA of Phyllostomus discolor (pale spear-nosed bat), 4134 nucleotides long. It is a transcript of the gene ACTR1B, whose product is annotated as actin related protein 1B. The record is from RefSeq and is a predicted model, not a curated record. Lineage: Eukaryota; Metazoa; Chordata; Mammalia; Chiroptera; Phyllostomidae.